Molecule: messenger RNA, 2025 nt
Organism: Lontra canadensis (Northern American river otter)
Lineage: Eukaryota; Metazoa; Chordata; Mammalia; Carnivora; Mustelidae
Gene: DACT2
Product: dishevelled binding antagonist of beta catenin 2
Biological process (GO): negative regulation of nodal signaling pathway
Cellular component (GO): cytoplasm
Source: RefSeq, a predicted model, not a curated record
AUGGGCUUGUCACCGUCUUCACUUCUCUGGCGCUGGAUCUGAAGGCUGUCACGCGACCCCCUCAACCGCUUACGACGCCAGGACGUCGGCCUGAAGACCCACUUGGAGCAGCUGGACCGGCAGAUCAGUGAGCUACAGCUGGACAUGAGCGGACCCUGCGGCAGGGCGGCCGAUGGUGACAGCAGGCCCAGCUCAGGCUUCUACGAGCUGAGUGAUGGCGGCUCCUGCUCCCUGUCUGCAUCCCGCACAUCCGUGUGUAGUGACCACAUGUACUCCUCCCUGGGCACUUUGCUGCCAGCCGACCCUACGGCCAGGCCCGAUGCGGGAGACAGCCGGCCCCGGUCAGCCGACGAGACCACUGUGCACGGAGCGCCCCUGCCCGCCUGGAGACCCCUGGCCACAGAGGAGGGCAUGUCCCGGCCCAGGCCAGUGUCUACAGGUGAUCUUGGAAGAGUCCUGCCGUCCGAGCUGGUGCUCCAGAAAGCCAGUGCAGAUCCCACUUCGGUUCUCUGCCCUGGGAUGGACCUCCCAGCCCCCGUGCUGGACCCCAAGUACCAGUGUGACCUGGUGUCCAGGGGAGGCAGGGAGGUGUACGCGUACCCCAGCCCCCUGCACGCUGUGGCUCUGCAGAGCCCUCUCUUCCCUCUCCACAAGGAGGCCCUGCCGAGUCCGGGCCACUCGCCCCCCAGGGAGCCUCUUCCCAGCCCAGCGGCCCUGGGCUCCAUCCAGACCAGACCUGUCCUUGAGGCUGGCCCAGCUGCGGCCUAUAUAGACAGGCUGCUGAGGCUGCGCGGCCGAGGGAUCCCCCUGAGGGGCAGCGUGGGUGAGCAGGGACCUCCAAGACGUGAGGUGCCCCUAUCCCCGCCUGUGCUUGGUGGCCAGAGAGCAGAGAGGGAAGGUGGCCUGGACAAGCUGGUGUGCACCCCAGAGAGAGCAGGGAUGGGUGGGAUGGCUCAGAGGGGGGACACCGGCAGGGAUGGCCUCGAGCAGCGGGGACCUGAGCUCCUCACAGCCACCCCUCACCCCAGGAGCCUUCCAGAGGAGGGACCCGAACCCCAGAAUGGCUGCGUCCGUGGGGAGACCACACGGGGCUCCCCUCCGCUGGGACAUGGGCCAGCCCCGUCUCCCCACCUACGGGCUCUCAGCUGCCAGGACAGCACAGGCUUGUUGCCCACCAGGAAGGGGGGCAGGGAGAGCCCCGCGCUGGCCCCAGGCCUCUGUGCCCACCCCCCGUUUGCUGACCAUGGGGCUUCCCUUCUGGGGCUGAACACAGGCCACCCCAAGACAAAGGCUGUGAAGGUCAAGAGAGGGGCCACCGACAAGGUCCAGCCAUCCCCCGGGAGGGCCCUCGCAGCCCCCCUGCUGCCCCCCGAGUGGGGACAGGGUCUCGGGAGGAGGCCCGUGCCGGCAGGGGCAGCGCCUAGCCGGUCCUGCUCUGAGCCCAGACUCUACCCCGUGCCCCUCCUGGUGCCCCUGCUGGUGACCCGACGGGAGGGUCGCCGGGCCCCCGCGCAGGCCUUGUUCCCCUUGGAAGUGGCGGCUGGUGGGCAGGUGCAGAAGAAGCAGCGGAGGUGGCUGUCCUCCGUGGAGGUCGCGGGCAGCUUGGGGCCCCCCAGGCCAGCGGUGAACCGAGCCAGGGGCCCGCAGCCGGUGUGUGCCCGGGCCAGGCCCAGGCUGCCCCGCCAGGAUGCCCGGGUCAGGAGUGAGUCAGAGGGCUCCGAGCCGUCGGCUAAGGGCGCCUCCCUGCUCUACUCCACGGUGGCCGAGAGCAGUGAGGACGGGGCCAGCGACCACACCGCCAGCCGCUUUGGAGACCGGGAGUCCAGCAGCAGUGACUCAGAGGUCGGGGCCUGGCCUCGGGUGUGUCCCCCGCAGCCCUCGAGGACCCCAGGCGCCCGCAGGCCAGCCCUGCCCCCGAUGCCCAAGCUGUGCCGCAUCAAGGCCUCCAAGGCCCUGAGGAGAAAGAUCCGAAGGUUCCAGCCCGCAGCGCUCAGGGUCAUGACCGUGGUGUGAGGCCACGGAAGU